This is a messenger RNA of Coregonus sp. 'balchen', 2873 nucleotides long. The record is from the annotation of a GenBank genome assembly. Lineage: Eukaryota; Metazoa; Chordata; Actinopteri; Salmoniformes; Salmonidae.
AUGGCAAUGCUAUGUCGUGGGCUUCACAUAUUUUCCCCAAUUCAGGUAAGGAUGGUCUAGUUUAUUAAAGGAAAAUGAUCUUUCUGGCAGGCAGUUGUAACUAAGCUAUCAGUCAAAUGACUGGUUGUUUAAACAACACAUUGUGUAGGGUUUUCCAUACAGGGAAAAAAAUACAUUUACAAUAUAUAUUUUUGGAAGCGUUGUAUGUGAAAUUAAAAAAAUUGGCCAAAUGUAUUUUUUAUGAAUUUGUAAAUGUAUUUUAAUUCAUGACAUACAUUUAGUAAAUGUAUUUGGAAUACAUACAUUUGUUUGGAAAUAUAUAAUUUGGCAAAUGUUUGAAAAUAUUUUUUCGGUAUGGGAUAAUCUGAGUUGACUCCUCCUUCAUAGUUAGUACAACAUUCACUUCAUGUGUUGCAUAUUUGAUGAUACAUUAUUUCUGUGUAUUAUUCUAGGCUUUAACAGAAACGACGCCUCUGCCUUGGUUAAUUUCAUUCCGCAGCAAGUUCACCAGAGCACGGAUUCCACAAGAGGUAGGGUGGGCGGUGCUGCAGACUUUCAUCCCAGGGCAGGCCCUACAUCUAAAUGCAAUGAAUGCCUCAACUCAAAGCUACAGUUUCUUACCUAAUGUUACUUAAACUUUGGUCAUAGUCUAAUGGCAGUGAUGUAAUGGAAAUUUCAUUUUUAAAUAAACCCUGGGACUCUUAUGAAUCCAUGGUAAAUCUGUCUUUCUGUGUCUGCAGUUGCUGGACGAGCGGGCUCAAGAGCAUGAGAAGUAUGGUGGAAAUCCGGAGCAGCCCAGUAAACUGCACGUGGUGACGCGGGUCAAAAGCACCAUGCGCCGACCCUACUGGGAGAAGAAGCUAUAUUAUUAUUAUUAUUAUUAUUAUUAUUAUUAAGCUAGUGGAGGGACUCUGCUGCAGAAGGUGGGGUUCAUAUCAGUUUAGAUUAAUAACUUCUCAUCUGGGGGGCUAGCCUAGUGGUGGGAAAUCUUAACCUGUGAGGUCUGGGUGCAGGCUUUUGCUCCAGCCAAGUAGUAAUACACCUGAUUCUACUAAGUGAAGAUUGCCCACCUCUAGACUCUAAUAAGUGUCUGUGUUUUGCAUAGUGUUACCCUUUUCUCUUCCAAGACUUGUAUUUAGUUCAGUUAUCUGUGCUCUGUACUUGAGGUCAUGCAGUGAAGUUGUAAUGAUGAGUCUGAUUGCUAACUUGGCUCUACUCUGAUUGCAGUGGUGUAAAGUAUUGAAGUAAAACUAUUUUAAAGUACUACUGAAGUUGUUUUUGGGGGGUACAGUGCAUUCAGAAAGUAUUCAGACCCCUUGACUAUUUACACAUUUUGUUACGUUACAGCCUUAUUCUAAAAUUGAUUAAAUAGUAUGUUUCCCUCAUCAAUCUACUCACAAUACCCAAUAAUGUCAAAGCAAAAACAGGUUUAGACAUUAAAACAUUUUACAUUUACAUAAGUAUUCUGACCCUUUACUCAGUACUUUGUUGAAGCACCUUUGGCAGCGAUUACAGCCUCAAGUCUUCUUGGGUAUGACACUACAAGCUUGGCACACCAAACUCCAAGCGGGCUGUCAUGUGCCUUUUACUGAGGAGUGGCUUCUGUCUGGCCACUCUACCAUAAAAGCCUGAUUGGUGGAGUGCUGCAGAGAUGGUUGUCCUUCUGGAAGAUUUUCCCUUCUCCACAGAGGAACUCUGGAGCUCUGUCAGAGGGACCAUCGGGUUCUUGGUCACCAAGACCCUUCUCCCCUGGUUGCUCAGUUUGGCCGGGCGGCCAGCUUUAGGAAAGGUCUUGGUGGUUCCAAACUUCUUCCAUUUAAGAAUGAUGGAGGCCACUGUGUUCUUGGGGACCUUCAAUGCUGAAUAAAUGUUUUGGUACCCUUCCCCAGAUCUGUGCCUCGACACAAUCCUGUCUCGGAGCUCUACAGACAAUUCCUUCGACCUCAUGGCUUGGUUUUUGCUCUGACAUGCACUGUCAACUGUGGGGCCUUAUAUAGACAGGUGUGUGCCUUUCCAAAUCAUGUCCAAUCAAUUGAAUUUAACCAAGGUUGGACUCCAAGUUAUAGAAACAUCAAGGAUAAUCAAUGGAAACAGGAUGCAUCGGAGCUCAAUUUCUUGUCUGAAUACUUAUGUAAAUGUAAUAUUUCCAUGUUUUAUUUAUAAAUUAGCAAACAUUUCAAAAAAACGUUUCGCUUUGUCAUUAUGGGGUAUUGUGUGUAGAUUGAGGAUUUUGAAAUGAUGAUACUUUUACUUUUGAUACUUGAGCAUAUUUUAGCAAUUACAUUUACUUUUGAUGCUUUUUUACUGGAUGACUUACUUGAGUAAUUUUCUAUUAAGGUAUCAUUACUUUUACUGAAGUAUGACAAUUGGGUACUUUUUCCACCACUGUGAUUUUUCAUUGCUCCUCCUCUACUCAGGCAUACAUACCUGUAAUUCACAAGAACAUCCCUUCAGUCAACAACCAGCUGAAAUGUAUCAAACACCUUGUGAGGUAAGACCUAAGUUAUUAAUUUGACAUUAGUACAGGGCUAAUAUCACAUACAUAAUUUAAUUCCUGUGAAGUAUAUGCUGCUGUAUACCUGUUGAGUGUCAUGUGAAAUCCAUAGAUUUAAGGCCUACUGAACUUAUUUCCGUUGACUGAUUUCCUUUUAUGAACUUAAAUUGUUGCAUUUAUAUUUUUGUUCAGUGUAUAACCACAUUCAUUACAGAAUACCAUUGAUCCCUCGUUCUCUCUGUCCAGGAUCCAGCCACUCAAGCUGCCCCAUGGUCUCCCUGAUGAGGAAGCUGUGGCAGACACCUACCUGAACAACAAAGGAGAGCUGAUCGUACGCCACCUUCUCAAACCUGUAGAGCCCAAAGCCUUCAAGUCAUAG